This is a messenger RNA of Morus notabilis, 1179 nucleotides long. RefSeq names its product 1-(5-phosphoribosyl)-5-[(5-phosphoribosylamino)methylideneamino] imidazole-4-carboxamide isomerase, chloroplastic. Gene Ontology annotation, molecular function: 1-(5-phosphoribosyl)-5-[(5-phosphoribosylamino)methylideneamino]imidazole-4-carboxamide isomerase activity. The transcript has 8 exons. The record is from RefSeq and is a predicted model, not a curated record. Gene Ontology annotation, cellular component: cytoplasm. Gene Ontology annotation, biological process: L-histidine biosynthetic process; L-tryptophan biosynthetic process. The coding region runs from base 110 to 1057 and encodes 315 amino acids. NCBI's taxonomy places the organism in Eukaryota, Viridiplantae, Streptophyta, Magnoliopsida, Rosales, Moraceae.
CUUCUAAGCUAAAACCGCAAUUUUAGCAGCGGCUCCAAAACACCUCUCUGUAGUCUGUACAACCACAAAGCCAGACUAAGACAAGACUCUCUGAAAUCUGAGCUCAACAAUGAAGCUUCAAACCCUAGAUUUAUCCUCAUCCUUGAAAUUCAUCAAUUUCGACACAGCUCUUUCUUCUUCAAUUCACGGCCUAAACAAGCCUAAGUUCGUCACAGCUUCUUCGCCUUCUCUCACUUCCAGAUUCAAGCGGCUCUCGAUUCAAUGUGCGGUUAGUUUCCGACCCUGCAUUGAUAUACACAAGGGAAAAGUGAAACAGAUUGUGGGGUCAACCCUUCAGGAUUCAAAGGAUGACGAGUCGAGUCUUGUCACCAAUUUUGAAUCUGACAAGUCAGCUGGAGAGUAUGCAAGUUUGUACAAAGAAGAUGGACUUACAGGUGGUCAUGUCAUCAUGCUUGGAGCAGAUCCAUUGAGCAAUGCUGCAGCCAUCGAAGCAUUACAUGCCUAUCCUGGCGGUUUGCAAGUUGGAGGUGGAAUCAAUUCCGAUAAUGCUUUGAGUUAUAUAGACGAAGGAGCUAGCCAUGUGAUUGUAACAUCAUAUGUAUUCAACGAUGGAAAAAUGGACCUUGAGAGGCUUAAGGAUCUUGUUCGUGUUGUUGGAAAAGAAAGACUUGUCUUAGACCUUAGCUGCAGAAAGAAGGAAGGUAGGUAUGCAAUUGUCACUGAUAGAUGGCAGAAGUUCAGCGAUGUGUAUUUAGAUGAUAAAGUAUUGGAUUUUCUUGCCAACUAUGCGGAUGAGUUUCUGGUCCACGGUGUUGAUGUUGAAGGGAAAAAGUUGGGCAUUGAUGAAGAGCUUGUAGCAUUGCUUGGAAAGCACUCACCGAUUCCUGUGACUUAUGCUGGUGGGGUCACUGUAAUGGCUGAUUUAGAGAGGAUAAAAGAGGCGGGAAUGGGACGCGUGGAUGUUACCGUGGGAAGCGCUUUGGACAUUUUUGGGGGCAACUUGGCAUACAGAGAUGUGGUCGCUUGGCAUGCUCAGCAGCAAGCCUUGACAGUCUAGUGUCUUUAGUCACUUUCUUUUAUUUGUUCUUAAUGGCUUUUGUUAGAUCUUUGGAAUGCUUGACCCUGACUUGUAACUCGAAGUUCCCUCUUCAACUUAAGAAUUGGGGGAGAGAUUUUUGU